Messenger RNA from Cornus florida, 564 nucleotides. Its product is annotated as alanine--tRNA ligase-like. Gene Ontology annotation, biological process: alanyl-tRNA aminoacylation; tRNA modification. Gene Ontology annotation, molecular function: ATP binding; aminoacyl-tRNA deacylase activity; alanine-tRNA ligase activity. The record is from RefSeq and is a predicted model, not a curated record. The coding region runs from base 1 to 564 and encodes 187 amino acids. The transcript has 6 exons. NCBI's taxonomy places the organism in Eukaryota, Viridiplantae, Streptophyta, Magnoliopsida, Cornales, Cornaceae. Gene Ontology annotation, cellular component: chloroplast; cytoplasm; mitochondrion.
AUGUCGGUGUCAUGUCGUGUUGACACGGACACCCUCGCCGGAAACGACGAGUCCAGGAAACAGUUGGGUGUUGAGCAUUCUGGUUUUUGUGCUCAUUCAUUUUCUUUGGGAUCUGUCGGUAUGGCAUUACAAUGCAAGGGUUCUAUCCUAGUGGCAACCGGAGCUCAACCAUAUUCGGGUAAAGUUGGAGAAUGUGAUGUUGAAAAUUUUGGCAUGGCGUACAGGGUUGUUGCUGACCGCAUAACUCUUUCAUUUGCUAUUGCUGGUGGUUCUUGUCCAGGUGGAGUGCCAGAAACUUGUCCAGGUGUUUGUGUUAGUGCUCUAUGUGGACAAUUUAUAGCUUUGCCAAUAUGCAAUGAGGGGCGUGAAUAUUUUCUGAGGUGUAUUCUUCUCCAUGCUGUUCGUUAUGGGACUAAAAUCAAAAUUUUCAGUGGGCUUGUAAACAUUGUGGUGAAAGUGAUGGGUGAUGUUUUUCCAGAGCUGAAACAACAUGAAUUGCACACCAGGGAUACAAUUGAAGACAAGGAAGCAAGUUUUGGCAAGAUCUUUCUUUAUAAAACUUAG